This is a messenger RNA of Eruca vesicaria subsp. sativa (arugula), 1977 nucleotides long. NCBI's taxonomy places the organism in Eukaryota, Viridiplantae, Streptophyta, Magnoliopsida, Brassicales, Brassicaceae. The record is from the annotation of a GenBank genome assembly.
AAGGCACUUCUAAUAGGUCAAAGUCAACUUCUAUACAAGGUUUGGAGCCAGCCACAUAGAAAGGAGAUAAACACAACUAUUGCCUCACAAGUCACAACAACAUUCCUAAAGUUUGUGUGUUCGCAAUGACCCCAAGUCCACUAAACCGAGAUCAUAUGGAGGAUGGUCAAUCAUUUGAUCUGGAAGAUUGGCUUCCAAUAACAGCAUCAAGAAAUGCAAAUUGGUACUAUUCAGCUUUCCACAACGUAACUGCAAUGGUUGGUGCUGGAGUUCUUGGCCUUCCCUACGCCAUGUCAGAGCUUGGAUGGGGACCUGGGGCUGUGGUGCUGAUCCUGUCAUGGGUGAUUACGUUAUACACCCUUUGGCAAAUGAUUGAGAUGCACGAAAUGUUUGAAGGGCAACGUUUUGAUAGGUACCAUGAGCUGGGUCAGGCAGCCUUUGGGAGGAAGCUUGGUCUGUACAUCAUCGUGCCCCUACAACUUCUUGUUGAAACCAGUGCGUGCAUUAUCUAUAUGGUGACAGGAGGCGAAUCGUUGAAAAAAGUUCAUCAACUUUCUGUGGGAGAUGACAAGUGCACAAAGUUGAGAAUCCGACACUUCAUUUUGAUAUUUGCCUCUUCGCAGUUUGUGCUCUCCCUUCUGAAGAACUUCAACUCAAUUUCCGGUGUCUCUUUGGUAGCGGCCGUCAUGUCUGUAAGCUAUUCCACGAUUGCUUGGGUAGCUUCACUGGCAAGGGAAGCCCCAGAGAGUGUCGAGUACGGUUACAAAACAAAAACAAACUCGGUGCCUUUAGACUUCAUAGGUGGAUUGGGGGAGAUGGCUUUUGCGUACGCAGGUCAUAACGUAGUUUUAGAAAUUCAAGCAACGAUCCCAUCAACACCAGAGAAUCCAUCGAAACGACCCAUGUGGAAGGGAGCCAUCGUAGCCUAUCUCAUCGUUGCUUUCUGCUACUUCCCUGUGGCUCUUAUAGGGUUUAAGACCUUUGGGAACAAUGUCGAAGAAAACAUACUUACAUCUCUCCAUGAUCCCAAGGCACUUAUCAUUCUUGCCAACAUGUUUGUGGUCGUACACCUCCUCGGAAGCUACCAGGUGUACGCAAUGCCAGUGUUUGACAUGAUCGAAUCUGUAAUGAUAAGGAAAUGGCACUUCAGGCCAACAAGGGUUCUAAGGUUUAGCAUCCGCUGGACAUUUGUGGCUGCCACAAUGGGUAUUGCAGUGGGACUACCGUAUUUCAGCGCGUUGCUAUCAUUUUUUGGAGGAUUCGUGUUUGCCCCAACCACAUACUUUAUCCCUUGCAUCAUAUGGUUGAUCCUGAAGAAACCAGAUAGAUUUAGUCUAUCAUGGUGUAUCAACUGGAGUUGCAUAAUUCUUGGGGUUGUACUGAUGAUCAUUGCACCUAUCGGAGGACUCGUUAAAUUAAUAUAUCAGAUCAACAAUAAAAGUCUACCAAACUCCAACUGCACCAUCACAUAAAUUACGAAACGGUGAAUGAUGCAAUGUUUCUUCAUUUCAUUCAGCAAUGUGUGUGUCUAUUCACUGAUUGUGUGUGUUUCUCAGUUGGUUGGAUUCCACGAAAUUUCAGUUGUUGUAUUGUACAAGAUUAUGCUCUUUCUUCCGGUUUGUUAGACUUAAAUUCGUUACCUACCAAACUGUUAGGCACCACCACUAAGACACAACGGACUCUCCAAAUCAAUCGAUUUCCCCCUCCUCCACUUGUUCAUUUAUGCCAAGAUGAUGUGGCAAAGCAACCAUCGGCUCAGUUUCUUGGUCAUCCUCAUCUGUCGUGUAGCCCCAGCUGCUCUAGAGGAUUGAUGCCUCCAAACCCCAAAACACCCAACCCAUCCUCUUCCUCCUCUCAUGUUAUUCUCGAUUGCUCCUUUGUUGUUGUUGCUGUUUUCAGCAGUUCCAAGUCCUUGAGAAACCUUGAGUUGUCGUUUAUUUCGACCGUCUGUUCACCCAUUAUCAUUAUUAAUAUUUC